Molecule: messenger RNA, 1065 nt
Organism: Rhinocladiella mackenziei CBS 650.93
Lineage: Eukaryota; Fungi; Ascomycota; Eurotiomycetes; Chaetothyriales; Herpotrichiellaceae
Exons: 1
Coding region: 1-1065 (354 amino acids)
Molecular function (GO): oxidoreductase activity
Source: RefSeq, a predicted model, not a curated record
AUGGCUUCCGAGUCCAGCCCAUUGCACUAUUUUCAGGCCGACAAAGUUCAUAGGUUCACCCGUGAUGUGCUAAUGGGCAAUGGUGUGCCCCCGGAAGAAGCUGAUACUGUUACUAAAUGUCUCAUGGCAGCAGAUCUUCGAGGCAUCGAUACCCACGGCGUCAAUCGCCUCCCCUCGUAUAUGCAGCGCGUCCGACAAGGAGUUCUCGAUCCCAAGGCAAAGCCGACAUUGAACCAAGUCACUCCCGUUGUGGCGCAAGUGGAUGGACACAAUGGCUUUGGCUUUCUCGCGGCCUCCGUGGGGAUGGAACGCUCUAUCGAAAUGGCAAAAGUGUACGGCAUCGGUAUGGUAUCCAUCAAGCACUCCAACCAUUUCGGCAUGUCUGCCUGGAUCGUCCAGAAAGCUAUCGAGGCUGAUAUGAUAUCCUUGGUCUUCACCAAUUCCUCGCCGGCGUUACCAGUUUGGGGAGGAAAGUCCAAACUCCUGGGCGUGUCUCCUUUAGCUUGCGGUGCACCAGCCGGGAAGACAAGACCAUUCAUCUUGGACAUGGCCCCUAGCGUUGCCGCCCGAGGAAAGAUCUAUAAGGCAAAGAGGAGAGGCGAAAAGAUCCCGCUGGACUGGGCACUCGAUGCUGAUGGCUUACCAACAGACGACCCUACAAAAGCAUUAGAAGGCGUGAUGCUGCCCAUGGGUGGACCGAAAGGCUCGGCUUUGGCCAUCAUGAUGGAUGUCUUCUCUGGCGUUCUUUCUGGAUCCGCCUUUGCCGGCCAUGUGACGAAUCCAUAUGAUCCAUCGAAGCCAGCUGACGUGGGCCACUUCCUGAUGGCUAUGAAACCUGACCUUUUUUUCCCGUUGGAGGAAUUCAAAGAGAGGAUGGACUACUUGUAUCAGCGUGUGGUCGACUCCGACAAGAGAGAAGGCUUCGACCGGAUUUACUUCCCUGGUGAGAUCGAACAGAUUACACAGGAGAAGCGAAAGGUUGAGGGAAUCCCAUACACGGAAUCGGAGAUUGAAUCUUUGAACAAAGAAGCCCAGACGGUAGGAGUUGAAGCGCUGGUUUUCUGA